Messenger RNA from Aureobasidium subglaciale EXF-2481, 723 nucleotides. RefSeq lists its product as uncharacterized. Lineage: Eukaryota; Fungi; Ascomycota; Dothideomycetes; Dothideales; Saccotheciaceae. The record is from RefSeq and is a predicted model, not a curated record. Gene Ontology annotation, molecular function: sugar-phosphatase activity; beta-phosphoglucomutase activity. The transcript has 3 exons. Bases 1 to 723 code for a protein of 240 amino acids.
AUGCCGCACCUUGACCAGCACAACUUUUCGGCGCCCAUUGAGGUCCAUUCUUUCGCAGCACUGCUCUUUGAUAUGGAUGGUACGAUCAUCGACAGCACCAAUGCAAUCAUCAAACACUGGCACCAAAUCGGCAAGGACAUCGGCGUGGAUCCAGAAGUGAUUCUCGCUACCUCUCACGGAAGGCGCUCAAUCGACGUGCUCGAGAUCUUGGAGCCUAAGCUCGCUAACUGGGAGUACGUCUGCGCGGCAGAAGGUGCCAUACCCAAGAAAUGGGGUCACGACGCCGUCGAAAUACCAGGCAGUCGAUCAAUCCUGGAAUCCCUCGAGCAAGUCUCCGCACCCUGGGCCAUCGUGACAUCGGGCACACAACCUCUGGUCACGGGUUGGCUGGAAGUUAUGGGUCUAGCACAUCCCAAGCACCUCGUCAGCGCCGAGCAAGUCGCAAAGGGCAAGCCAGACCCGGCCUGCUACAAGCUAGGCGCCGAAAGACUAGGCAUCAAGGGCGACGAUGUUCUAGUACUCGAAGACGCUCCUGCUGGUGUGCGUGCUGGAAUAGCGGCAGGUUACAAGGUCGUCGCAUUGGCAACCACGCAUACCGUGCAGCAACUGCAGGAAGCCGGAGCUACUUGGAUCGUGCGUGACAUGCGCAGCGUGACGAUGAAAAACUUGGACAAGAAGACUGGCAAGGUCGAAGUAUCAAUCAAGGAUGCACUGGUCCAGUAG